This is a messenger RNA of Musa acuminata AAA Group (dessert banana), 3457 nucleotides long. RefSeq names its product transcription factor GAMYB-like. The record is from RefSeq and is a predicted model, not a curated record. The transcript has 3 exons. The coding region runs from base 1379 to 3046 and encodes 555 amino acids. NCBI's taxonomy places the organism in Eukaryota, Viridiplantae, Streptophyta, Magnoliopsida, Zingiberales, Musaceae.
CGCUCGCUCGCCAGCUUGCUUGGCUGAUGCUCCGAUCUCCUCUCGGCCUCGGUCUCUCGAUCGAUCCAUCGAUCUCCCCGGCUUUGACGCUUUAUCUCCACGCGUAUUCUUUGGAUCCUGGGUCAAUUCGGUAUGCAAGAUUCGAAUUUUCUUCCGCCAAUGAUAAUCCCCCCGUUGCGGCCGCCACCUGAUCUUCUUACUCCUUAUCCGCAAUUUUUGCGAGAUUCGAAUUUUCUUUUCUUUGCCGCUCAAAAAGCAACGAGCUCCGAUCGCCGUCUUUCGCGUUGGUGUGCAGGGGUUUAAAUUCAUUGGACAUCAGCGGCUCGAUGGGGCAAGCCAUCGAGAUUCUGCGAUCCUGUUUUAAGAGAUCCGAGCUCUCCGCUGAUCGAGUGGCCUUCUGCUUGUCUGGUGAUUUCUGGAGCAAUGUAGUAUGGAACGGGUUGUUUUUCUUGGAGAUGUGUGCAUUUGUGGAUCCGUAGCAUAUAGUUUAAGAUGGAAAGCGGGGAUCUUUGAGUGCUUACAAUAGCUAAUCAGCUCAGUUUCGAGUGGCUUGUUGGUCUUUCUGGCUACUGUUAUCUUAUUAGCUGUUAUCGAAUAACCUGAAAGUCGUUUUCAUUUGUUUCCUCAGUUUCAAUACAAUUAUUACGUAGGUCUCCUUCAUUUCUGUUCAUUGUCGCUUUCAAAUUUCGAGUUAUCAUUUAGUUUAACUGUCUGCCUCCUCUUGAUUUCUUUGUGGAGUUUCAAGUUUCUAGGUUGAAACGGUCGCUCGUAGUAGAGACUAGUGUUCAUUUGGGGAUCCGUAGCAUCUAGUUUAAGAUGGAAAGUAGGGACCUUUGAGUGCUUAGUGCUUACAGUAUCUAAGCUGCUCAGUUUCGAGUGGCUUGUUGAUGUUUCUGUGUUUCUUGCAACUGUUAUCUUAUUAGCUGUUAUGGAAUAAUCUGAAAGUAAUUUUUUUAGUUUCAAUACAAUUAUUACGUAGGUCUCCUUCAUUUCUGUUCAUUGUCGCUUUCAAAUUUUGAGUUAUCGUUUAGUUUAACUGUCUGCAUCCUCUUGAUUUCUUCAUGGAGUUUCAAUUUUCUAGGUUGAAACAGUUUCGUGUAGUAGAGACUAGUUGUGAAACUCUCAGGUUAGUCUUUCAUUUCAAUUCUUGGAUCUAUUAGAUUUAUGUCGAGUUUUGACUGAAGAAAUACCAAGUAAACUAUAGCUUAGUAUUAUAUGUUCAGUAUUAUAUAAAUUAGGUUAAUUCUUUUGUGGUUUUCACCAGAUUCUCACUUUUGGGAAUCAUCAAUAUCAAUGAUUUAUCAUCAGACACUUCAAUUAAGUUAUUCAUUUUAUAUUAUUGGAUACUAAGGGCUGUGCUGGAUCCAGGUUCUUGAAAAUGAAUCUUUUGCAAACUAAGAGUGAAAAGGAACCGAUUGCAGAGGACAAUAUAUUUUCGCAUUCAAUUGAUGAAGGUAGCAGAGAAAAAUCAAUAGGUAAAGAUGGUCAGGUAUUGAAGAAGGGACCUUGGACGUCUGCAGAGGAUGCGAUUUUGGUCGAAUAUGUUAAAAAGCAUGGGGAGGGAAACUGGAAUGCUGUUCAGAAGAACUCAGGAUUGUUUCGAUGUGGUAAAAGUUGUCGGCUGCGGUGGGCUAAUCAUCUCAAACCAAAUCUAAAGAAAGGUGCCUUUUCGAUGGAAGAGGAGGAAAUGAUCGUUCAACUUCAUGCUAAAAUAGGCAACAAAUGGGCUAAGAUAGCCACAUUUUUACCUGGUCGCACUGAUAAUGAGAUAAAGAACUAUUGGAAUACACGAAUAAAGCGACACCAGCGUGCCGGUUUACCUCUUUACCCUCAUAAUAUUUGCCUUCAGGCUUCAGAUGAAAAUCAGCAAACUCAGAUUGUCAGCUGUGUUGCCCAACAACACAGUGGGAUCUUGCAGGGGAACAGUUUUGAUAUUCCUGGUACUGGAUUUGAGAACUUGAACAAUGGUCAUGCGGAUUUGUCUUAUGCUUCCUCAUUUCCAGUUCUCUCUGUGAGUAGCAUGAUAUGUCAUGAAUAUGAAUCCCCAGAUUAUGGGUACAUGGAUAAUGUGAAUCAUGUCAAACAGGUAGAUGCUGGCUGUGAUGCUACCUUCUACAGUGGGCCUCCCUCAGCAUCUCAAUUUCUAAUGGAGCCUCCUGGACAGCUGACUUUUCGCUUACAUUAUCCCUAUGAUCCUGAUCCCAACUUCAAGGACCUGGCAACUUUUGGAGGUGAAAUUCCUGGCCGCCAUGCCUUUCCAAUUGACAAAUUCUCUGCUUCAAGGCCCCUUUCUGGAGCUGUGAAGUUGGAGCUCCCUUCACUCCAAUGUACAGAAACUGACGAUAGUAGCUGGACCGUGUGCCAUUCCACACCAACUCUUGAGGUGGUUAAUACAUAUGUUGAAUCUUCUCCAACAACUGUCUCAUUGCAACCUGAAGCUAUUUCACCACGGAGCAGCGGUUUACUGGAUGCAUUGCUUCAUGAGGCACAGGUACUAAGCGGCUCAAAGAGAUAUUCAUCACUGAAGUGUUCAAGUUCUGUUAUCAAACACAAUGAGAUGGUGGAAUGUUCAGACCUUAAUAUUUCUGAGACCGAGUGGGAAGACUACAAUGGCCCAACUUAUCCCUUGGGUCAUUCUGCUGCUUCUGUUUUAAAGGAAUGCACACCUCCUGUUUGUGGCAGUUUAUCUCAUGGAUUUCCACCAUUCAAGGAUAUUCCUGUUUUUUCAGGCUCACAAAAUACUUUUGCUGUUGCUGAACAUCUUUCAACCCCCAAUAUGGAGGAGAAAAACAUGUCGUCUCAUCCGGAUUUCUACAGGCCUGAUGCUUUACUGGGAUCUGAUUGGCUUGAAGAAGGUUCUCAAGUUGCAAAAGAUCAUUCUGUCUUGAGUGAUGCAGUAACAACAACACUCCUGGGUCAUGAUUUUUGCAAAGAGCACAAGAUAGUGCCCGCUGGAACAUCAUCUGAUCUUGUUCGAGGAACCAAGCUUGAAUCUCAUUCACGGGGUAAGAUCCCCGAUGUAUCUCAAAUGCCUGAGCUUCCUUAACCUCAAUCGUACAGAUGGCAAACUUUCUUGAGAAAUGUUCAAGGAGGACCUCAGCUUGAUUUUUAUGACUGUUAAUGCUUCUUUCAGAUUAAUCAUGGUAUGUUGUGCUUUCUGGAACUGAUCCAUAACAAGUUAGGGAUUUUAGUAUGGUGAACUGUUGCCCGCUAAUCGUCUUUUGUUAUCGUAUAAUAAGCAUACUAGUGUUCAGUAUGGAUAAUCCGAGACAUUUCUCUCGAGGACCGAUAGGCCAUUCGACUUCAAUGUCACAUGUUUAACUUAGAAUUCUUGUCUCUAAAGUCAUGCCUUUUCUUAUACUAUAAUUCUUUCUUUUUCAUAUCAUAUUGUCUUGUUUUCUUAGACAUGGCCAAAUUGGUGGAGAUAUACACUGACCAUUUCCAAACAAUUAUUAAG